Messenger RNA from Rosa chinensis, 1306 nucleotides. RefSeq names its product mitochondrial outer membrane protein porin 2. Gene Ontology annotation, molecular function: voltage-gated monoatomic anion channel activity. The record is from RefSeq and is a predicted model, not a curated record. NCBI's taxonomy places the organism in Eukaryota, Viridiplantae, Streptophyta, Magnoliopsida, Rosales, Rosaceae. Gene Ontology annotation, biological process: monoatomic anion transmembrane transport. The transcript is spliced from 6 exons. Gene Ontology annotation, cellular component: mitochondrial outer membrane. Bases 114 to 944 code for a protein of 276 amino acids.
AAUAACAGACCCCCUCCCACUUUCGUUCUCAUUUCCUCUCUCUCUCUCUCUCUCUCUCUCAAAAUCUCAGAUUCUCUAUCUCUCUCUCUCUAAGUCAGUCUCUGUGAGCGAAGAUGAGCAAGGGACCGGGACUCUUCUCCGACAUCGGCAAAAAGGCCAAAGAUCUUCUGACCAGGGACUACAACUCCGAUCAGAAAUUCAGUGUCUCCUCCUACAGCGAUGCCGGUGUGGCUCUCACAUCAACAGCAGUGAAAAAAGGAGGACUGUCCACCGGGGACAUUGCUACGCAGUACAAGUACAAGAACGCAGUCGUUGAUGUCAAAGUUGACACAGAAUCAAAUAUCUCAACUACCUUCACAAUCACAGAUAUUGUUCCAUCCACAAAGACUAUUGCUUCAUUCAAAGUGCCAGACUAUAACGGUGGCAAGUUGGAGGUUCAGUACUUUCAUGACCAUGCAACCUUAACUACAGCUGUAGCUUUGAAUCAAUCCCCAGCCAUUGAUUUUUCAGCUACCAUUGGUACCCCAACCAUCGCAUUUGGUGCAGAAGCUGGUUAUGACACCACUUCUGGAAAUUUUACAAAGUACACUGCUGGAAUUAGCGUGACACAAUCGGUUUCCAAUGCUUCAAUAAUUCUGGGCGACAAGGGAGACAGUAUAAAAGCAUCUUAUGUGCAUUAUGUGGAUCUGUUAAAGAGGAGUGCUGCUGUUGGAGAAAUCACUAGAAAGUUUUCCACGAACGAGAACACUUUCACAGUGGGAGGCCAAUAUGCUAUUGAUCCCUUGACUGUAGUGAAAGCAAAGCUCAACAAUCACGGCAAGCUGGGAGCCCUCCUGCAGCAUGAAGUGAUACCAAAGUCUCUGCUGACAGUAUCUGGUGAGAUUGACACCAAGUCCUUGGACAAACAUCCCAAAUUCGGGCUGGCCAUUGCCCUCAAGCCUUGAUGUUUUUCCCGUUGGAACCCAGUACCUGGUUCAAUUUUUUGGCUGGCUCUUGAGAGGAGCACUAAAUAAGUAGUUCCACAGAUAUAUGUUUGCUAGUUGUCAAUGACUGUGGAUGGAUUGUUUGAUGCUUGGGCUCGACCGCGUUUUCUUUUUCCUAUAUUCUUUUGGUUUUUAACUGUAGGUCUUUAAGGCAUUCAAUAUUCACAUUCUAGUAUCCUUGAAUGGAGAAAACCUUAGAAUCUGAUUGAUAGAGAAUUUGUUUACAUGUGUCAAGUGAUAUGCUACUGUCUGUUUUGAAUGACUGCACCCUCCAUGAGGGACUGCAAUGGUGUUUAUAAAUGCAACGUUGAUGCAUUGCUUUG